Molecule: messenger RNA, 1044 nt
Organism: Schistocerca serialis cubense
Lineage: Eukaryota; Metazoa; Arthropoda; Insecta; Orthoptera; Acrididae
Gene: Ufsp1
Product: ufm1-specific protease 1
Exons: 4
Coding region: 160-846 (228 amino acids)
Source: RefSeq, a predicted model, not a curated record
AAAGACACUCUUAGAACAUCUUUGAUAUACGAAACAUAGCAAGUAAACAAAGUACCACCGCUUACGAUUUGAUGUUCUGUGAACCCGAACAUCAAUCAAUUUGAAGGACAGAAUAUAGUUAACGCCCAUUAAUGGACGUCAAGUGUCUUAUCUAGGAAGAUGCCUCCAAAAGACUAUCGCGACCGUCUGCUUAGUGAUGUACACGUGGGUUUGAAAAAUGUUACAGAUUGUGGGACCAUCAAUUAUGUUAAAGGAACAUACGACUAUUACCAUUACGGAUGUGAUGGAUUUUCAGAUAAGGGUUGGGGCUGUGGAUACAGAACUCUCCAGACAUUAUGCUCCUGGGUGAAGGAAAGUCUGAAGGGAAAGGGCUCACCACCACCAGUACCACAUAUUCGAGAAAUACAGAGAGUCCUCGUUAGUAUAGAGGACAAACCUACACAUUUCAUAGGAUCGAGGGACUGGAUUGGGUGCUUUGAAGCCUGCCUUGUCCUAGAUGUACUCUACAGUGUAUCCUGCAAAGUGAUGCACAUCCCAAGUGGUCAACAACUGUGCAAGCAUAUUCCUGAGCUAGUGGAACACUUCUCUCAACUAGGGUCACCAGUGAUGAUGGGUGGUGACAAAGAUUGCUCCGCAAAGUGUAUUGUUGGAGUACACACAGAUGUUGAAAGAAAUGAAGCGUCACUUCUAGUAGUGGACCCACACUUUUGGGGCGUUGCUGCAGAUUGCUACCAACUACAGAGAGAAGGCUGGGUGUGUUGGAAACAGCUUUCAGAGUUCCUGGAUAGCUCCUUCUACAACCUGUGCCUGCCACAGCUUUCUUCAGAAUUGGAGCCUUCAGUUUGAUCCAUAACUGCAGUCAGAACAGCACCUCACAUUCAGUAGCCAUAAUUUUAUCAUCAUCUUUAUUUUCAAGUAUGUCAUUAUGGUUGCACUUCAUGUCUUUUGUAUAGUGCAAACAUGACAUUUUCUUGAAGUAACAUUAAUAGUAUUCGUUUUAUGAAUGUGUUAUGGUAUUGAUUAAAUGUGAACAUUACAAAAGUU